Alternaria alternata is the source of this 873-nucleotide messenger RNA. Its product is annotated as NAD(P)-binding protein. NCBI's taxonomy places the organism in Eukaryota, Fungi, Ascomycota, Dothideomycetes, Pleosporales, Pleosporaceae. The record is from RefSeq and is a predicted model, not a curated record. Gene Ontology annotation, biological process: phosphatidic acid biosynthetic process; triglyceride catabolic process. The coding region runs from base 1 to 873 and encodes 290 amino acids. The transcript is spliced from 3 exons. Gene Ontology annotation, cellular component: lipid droplet; endoplasmic reticulum. Gene Ontology annotation, molecular function: triacylglycerol lipase activity; acylglycerone-phosphate reductase (NADP+) activity.
AUGGCUGAAGGAAAGCGAACACAAUUUGCGCUGAUUACAGGGUGCACGCCCGGCGGCAUUGGACACUAUCUCGCGUUAGAAUUCGCCGAAAGAGGCUUCCAAGUUCUAGGGACCGUCCGCGAUCCGUCCAAGUACACGUCUCCACACCCUAAGAUCACCUAUCUGCCCCUCGAACUCCCGCACAAGGAAUCGAUACGCGAAUUGCACAAACGCGUCACCAAGAUUACCGGAGGCAAGCUUGACGUAUUGUACAACAAUGCCGGACGUAACUACGUUAUCCCAGCGCUGGACUACGACGAGGAUGAGCUCCAGGAACUCUUCCAGGUAAACGUCUUCUCAGUAAUGGAGAUGUGCAGAACGUUUGCCCCACUCGUGGUGGAGGCAAAGGGCACUAUCGUACAGACGGGAUCAUUAGCUGGUAUCAUGCCCUAUGUUUGGGGUGCGCCAUACAAUGCUGCCAAAGCAGCACUGCACGCCUACUCGGAUACAUUACGUGUCGAGCUCGCUCCUCUCGGUGUGUGCGUUAUCAACGUCGUGACUGGCGGCGUCAAAUCGAACAUCGCACGAACACAUCGCACUCUGCCACCGGGCUCCUACAUGCAACCGCUUGCUGCCGAAUACGAGCGAAGACUGGUACAUAGUCAGGAGUUGGGUAUGGACACGAAGCAGUAUGCAAGCAGCUGUGUCAAGCAAGUGCUCGCUGGCGAUGGCAUCUUCUCUAAGACGAGAUGGAUAUGGGAGGGUAAGAUGAGCUGGAUUGUAUGGUUCGCGUGGACAUAUCUCCCGACUUCGGUGCUUGAUUACUACUUCACCGCAACGUUCAAUCUGAACAAGUUAAGGGGAACUGCAGGGCCGGAUAAGAAGAUUCGAUGA